GAGUUUCAGGAAGAUAAAGGCUGCUGGGAUAUUUUGCCCCCCUGUAUUAAAACUAGCCCCAGCCAGUCAGACUGGGAACUUACUGUCUGUUUUCUAGGAUGGGUUUUACUGGUAAAACUAGAUGUGUCCUAGACUCUUAAGGGGCCUGUUUAUACUGAGUAUAUUUUGAAUGCCAGCGUUCAAGUGGGAAAAGGACAGCAGUUCCCUGAAAGAUGGCAGAUGAACUCUCCCAUGUUGGGAAGGAGACCUGCAGUGAGCAGGUGAGAAGAAGCCAUGUCUCUGGUCCAUGCUCGCAGUUCCAGAGACGUUUCAUCCAGAGAGUAUCAUUGCUGAGGAAGCUCCCCACUAGAUUUGUCCUCCCUCUGGAAAAGAAACAGAAGGUUGCUGCUCUCCCGGGGAAUGACCAAGAAGCCAUGAAGUGUCUUCCAGAGGGAGACCUAGACCAUUGUCUACUGAGUAAGAUGGACCUGAGGCAACAGCAGAUUUCUCAGACUGUGGAAGAGGUACAGAAAAUCAUCCACCUUCUGACUACAGAAAUCAGUCACCAUGACAGUCGAUUCGAAGCAGUGCCUGCCUCUGACACAUACAAUGACAGCAUUAAGGUUUUGGCCCCCAGCCUCUUCCAUGUCGCUGUCCCACUGAGAGGCCUCGCAGGGUACAAGGGGGUCCGGCCACCACGCUGGAGAUACUACAGCUUGCAAGGCACCAAGCUCUCCUGCCCUCUGCGGGACCCCGAGGGCCUGCAACAAUGGCUGGAGACUGAGACGUUCAUGAAGACCCUGUGGCAAUGGCACAAGGCAGACGUGAACAUUGAGGGGGACAUUGUGCCAGCCAAAGUCCUCCAGAUAUUCCGGAUGCUGGUGGAAAAUGCCGUGAGAACCUGUCACCUCUCAGGCAAAGUCACUGUGCUAGAAAAACGCAUUACUGUUUGGGUUGCUGUGGAAACGUCCAUGGGCCAGGUGGAACUGGAGCUGGCCCCCACUGUGGAGAUCCCCACCACCUGGCCUGAGAAAGCCCAGUGGCCUCGGUGUCUGAAGCGGUGGCCUUCCCCAGAGAGAGUGGAGUGCAUCAAGUCAUUUGGGUUUAACUUGGUGGCCCAGUCCACCUAUCACUGGCAGCUGAGCUUCUCCCAGGCAGAGCGGGUGCUGUGUGAGCAGCUGGAUGAAGAUGGAGGCUGCCGCAGGCGGUGUUUUCAGGUCCUGAGGCAGCUGAAGGAGGAUGUGUGGUGUCCAGGGAGGAGGCCGGUCAUCACCACCCACCACCUGCAGACCGUGCUCUUCUGGACUUGUGAGAAAUACCCCCACCUCAAGGAUUGGCAGGUCUUCCACCAGGCGCUCCUGCGCCUCGUCCGGAAGCUGCACAGAUGCGUGAGCCAGCACUUCCUGAAGCACUACUUUGUUCCAAAGAGCAACCUCUUUCAGUCAGCUAACCCAAGUGAGCUGGACGCUGUGGCCCAGAGAGUGGCCUUCUUCCUAAAGAACCCACAGCUCGAGCUGCCCUGAGAUGGUCCCGGGAAGCCUUGCUUCAUUUCUUCCUGCUUGACUUUGUUCUCAGGGUGGCUCCUUUGACAGCUGCCGGGAUCUGAUGCUAGAGAGAGACCGCCAAUGACAGAAUGAGUCAGCCCAGCUCACGAGAGACAAAACUGCUCCUGCCCCUGGUCCCAGAAGCAUUUCAGCUUCCCUACCUCUCCUGGGGACAGCUCUCAACCAGCUUCCCCAGUGACUGAUUUUCCUUGCUCAGGAGAUGGACUCAGGGCAGGCCAGGCUUUAGCCUGCCGUCGUGAAUUCUCCAGCUGGCUGGACCAGAACCCAUACAGUGACAGACAGCUCAUCGGUGACUGCUGUCCUUCAUGACUCUGUGCUUCAGCUCCAAGCAGAGGCCAGUGGUCCAGGCUCCUGAGGUGUUCUGCUGCCCCUCUCUCAAGUGUGGGGAGUCAUCGUGAGGCUUAGGGAAAAUCCUAGAGAAGGAUGCAGCUGGAAUUCUCUCUACCUGUCACUCUGCCACGGUCAGGCCUAGAACUUGCUUCCAUUUCAGGAAUGAGCUCUGUGCUGUAGCCCUGCAUGGAUCCCCUCCAUGUCCUUCACAUCUGGAUGUUAGCUCAACCUGUUCAGUCACUCCCUGACACAUAAAUACACACUAGGCACUGAGAAUACAGGAACGAAGAAGACUCACUGGAGAAGACAGGAAGCGAACAGCAGAUUGAUAAAGUCGGUCACCAAACACAGAAGGAGUGAGGGAGAGAGUGUGGACUGCUAAGAGAGGCCAGAAUGGUGACCGCAGGCAGGCUGGGGUGGGUGGGCAGGCAUCUCUGGCUGUGUGAAGCUAGGGCUGAACCAGUACUGAACUUGGGUCCUGGGAUCAAAGGUGCAAUAUUUACCUACAACAAGAAGAAAGACUUCGUGGUCUGAAACACAUUUCAGAUGGUGGCUCUGGUGACUGUGUCAGGAGGUGCUGAGGUCCUUGCUCUUCAGAGAAUUUUGAGCCCCACAGCAUCACACAUCUGUACAGUCUGGGGAUUGUGCUCUUAGAGCAAAUGGCUUCCUUUGACAUUUUCCUAAUGUUGGAUCUGAAGGACCACCACCAAAGAUCUGCUCGUCCCCAAAGGCAACCAGAGCCGAGAUUCGAUGCAAUCAGCAAGAGGUUUAUUGAUUCCGGAGCACCGGGGUUCCUCAGCCUUCAAGCAGGAGAAGGAGAAGAACCCUGUCCUACAGAUACAGGCUACUUUUAAGCACAAAAGCCACAAAAAAAACUCACAGGAAUGGGGGUGGGUACAUCGAGGCACACAAGGAUUGGUUGGAACCAUUUGCCCUUUAACUUCAUUGGUUCACGUCAUGGUCACAUUGUCUUUGAUGACUGGAGCAAUGCUGUGGUUUUGGGUGGUAGAAAGUCCCUGAUAGUCCUGCUGGUCAUGAGACUACCACCUGCUGGUCAUAGGACCACGAGGACAGGGUAUAACUAGGUCAUAAAACCACAAAUGGGUAACUGGUGGAAUUUCCUGACAGGGGAAUUUUUCUUAGGGGAGGGGUGUAGCUUGUGGAAUUUUCCUUUAGUUCUACACUAAUGCUUCUCAAUUCUAGGGAAUCCUUUGUGAAUUUUGAACAUUCUCCCUAAAUUUGCUUAACAAAGUAAUAUUCUUAAAGGCACAAACACUGCUUUGGAGGCUUUGAAGAAACCAGCAUGCAGAAGGCUGAGCCCUAAACCUUUGACGUGCUGAGCGUGCGCCCUGCCAAUGAGCUGCAUUGACCUUUUAUUUAGAGGCUGGAUCUCACUAAGUUGCCCAGGAUGGCUCUAUUUUUUUAUUAGUUUUUUAUUAGAAUAUAUUAAUUACACUUAAUGAUUGGUUUCAUGUGUUAUUUUCGUGCAUGUAUGAAUUUUGUGUAUGUGUGUGUGUGCAUGUAUGUAAGCCAAUGACUUUACUAAGGGUUUCAUCCAGGAACAUGGGUCAGAGACAAGUUACAGAGAAUGGGCACCUUCUAGUGGCUACACCACUGAAGGAACUGCCAUUAACCGCUUAUAAAUCAUCAGGACAGAAUGGUGGCAGUCCAAUCUUUUAUGAGUGAGCAUGGCAUCUGAGUGUUGAAUAAUAUGACUACAUUGCAGCUGAAGACAGCAGUCCACAACACUCCACCCCAUCCAUCAGCCAUCCUUCCUCCAUCCCAUGACAUUUCCCCAGCCAAUAGCCUAAGCUGGCUUUGAACUUACCCUGUAACUUGGGCAAGCUUUGAACUUGCUAUCCUCCUGCCUCAGCUUCCCAAGUCUCUGGAAUGAUAGUCCUGUACCACCACUUCUGAUUACGUUUUAGUGAAGAUCAAUAUUGUUUUCUUUUUUUUUCAAAAGUGCUACAACAAAAUAGUGAGAACCUCAGAUAAUCACUCAGUAAAUCAUAGUUUUAAAAGGUU
Rattus rattus (black rat) is the source of this 3899-nucleotide messenger RNA. RefSeq names its product mab-21 like 3 (gene Mab21l3). Bases 213 to 1502 code for a protein of 429 amino acids. The record is from RefSeq and is a predicted model, not a curated record. The transcript has 7 exons. Lineage: Eukaryota; Metazoa; Chordata; Mammalia; Rodentia; Muridae.